UAAUCAUUCAUUCAUUAUUGACGUGACCGUGAAGCGGCUAGCCCCUGUGUUGGGAUUUUAGUUAUUUUAAAAUUAAAAGAAAGUAAUAAAAUGGGUGACGCUGCCUAUUUAACGACUCUGGCAAACUCAUUGUCAUAUGAGUAUUUACUUUCGGUGGACAAAGGCUUAGCAACGCAGUUCCAGAAGAAGACCAAAGCCCAACCUAAAGCCAAGAAUAUCCCGACAUUGAAAGACAUACUAUCAACAUACGUUAAAAACAAUAAAACAGUGCAACAAACCAAUGGAGCACAAAGUUCGGAUGACUCCAGUGAUGAAGAUACUAAGAAGAAAGUACCCGCUGUAGUAAAUGGCAAGAAGAAAGCUGCCUCGUCUGAUUCAGAUAGCUCAGAGGAUGAGAAAAAACCAGCACAGGUUAAAGUGGUCAAGGCUACACCUGCUAAGGCUAAACCAGCAGAGUCAUCCGAUGACAGCAGUGAUGAUGAUGCUACAUCAAAGCCCAAAAAACCACCUGUCAAACCCACAGUCAACAAUGUUCCUAAAGCAGCAGCCAAGAAACAGGAGUCUUCUUCAGAUGAUGACAGCAGUGAGGAUGAAAAGCCCAAGGCUACCCCCAAGCAAGCGGCAAAGCCAGUAGCCAAGCCUACACCUGCUAAAAAACAAGAGUCAUCAUCUGAUGACAGUGACAGUGAUGAUGAUAAGCCAGCACAAAAAACACCAGCAAAACCAGCAGCCAAACCAACUCCUGCUAAACCUGCUGCUAAGAAGGAUUCAUCUUCAGAUGAUGAUAGCAGUGAGGAUGAAAAGCCCAAGGCCACCCCUAAACAAGCUGCAAAGCCAGUUGCUAAACCCACUCCUGCCAAGAAGCAAGAGUCAUCAUCUGAUGACAGCGACAGUGAUGAUGACAAGCCAGCCCAAAAAACUCCAGCUAAGCCUGCAGCCAAACCAACUCCAGCUAAAGCAGCUACUAAACCUGCUGCUAAGAAAGAUUCAUCUUCAGAUGAUGACAGUAGUGAAGAUGAGAAACCAAAGCCUAAAGUCACUCCGGCAGCAAAGGCCACUCCAGCUAAGAAGAAGGAGUCUUCCUCAGAUGAUGACAGUAGUGAUGAUGAGCCAAAGCAAAAGGUAGCUAAACUGCAGGCGACGCCAGCCAAGCCAGUAGCAAAAGCCCCAGCAAAGAAAGCAGACUCUUCAUCUGAAGAUAGUAGUGAUGAUGACAAACCAGCUCAGAAACCCGCAGUCAAGGCCACACCUGCUAAAGCAGCUCCUAAAAAGAAAGAAGAAUCAUCUGAAGAUAGUGAUGACAGCAGUGAGGAUGAAAAGCCAAAGCAGAAGGCCAAACCAGCAGCUACUCCAGCAAAGGCUGCAGCCAAGAAGGACUCCAGUGAUGAUGACAGCAGUGAGGACGAAGAUGAGAAGCCUAAAACUCCUGCUAAGCCAAAACCUGCCAAGAAACAAGAAUCUUCAGGUGAAAGUGAUGAUGAUGAUGAGGAGCCUGCUAAUGAACCGCCAAAAGAAAACGGAUUCACACCUGGCAAAAAGAGGAAAGCAUCGGAAGGAGAAUCAACACCCGCCAAACGACCAUACAGUAACUUCGUGAAGGAGGGUGAAGAGGAGGAGGGCGAGGGUCAAGACGAGGUGGAGGGCGGCGGCUGGAAGGGAGGGUUCCAGCGCGGCGGGCGCGGGGGCCGCGGCGGGUUCAACGACCGCGGGGGCCGCGGGGGUGGUUUCCGGGGGCGCGGUGGAGACAGGGGCGGCCGCGGGUUCGGUAGGGGUGGAGACCGCGGCGGGCGCGGGUUCGGCCGGGGAGGCGACCGCGGAGGACGCGGGUUCGGCCGCGGCGGCGACCGGGGCGGGCGCGGGUUCGGUGACCGCGGGGGCCGAGGCUUCGGCCGGGGCGGAGACCGCGGUGGGCGCGGCGACCGGCACUCGUGGGGCGGGAACAAGGACGGCGGCGGCCGCGGAGGCUUCAACGACAGAAAGAGCUUCGGCGGCGGCGACAGCGCCCAGAAUAAGAAAAUCACCUUCGACUAGAGCGGCUCCCGAGGGUCUUGGGGAGAGCGUGCGAACCAAGAUUUGAAGCACACACGUGGCAAAUCGUUCAAGCAUGAGAAGACAAAGAAGAAGCGGGGCGCGUACCGCGGCGGCGCCAUCGACACCGGCGUG
Molecule: messenger RNA, 2163 nt
Organism: Plutella xylostella (diamondback moth)
Lineage: Eukaryota; Metazoa; Arthropoda; Insecta; Lepidoptera; Plutellidae
Cellular component (GO): nucleolus; nucleoplasm
Source: RefSeq, a predicted model, not a curated record